Messenger RNA from Pimephales promelas (fathead minnow), 3132 nucleotides. Lineage: Eukaryota; Metazoa; Chordata; Actinopteri; Cypriniformes; Leuciscidae. The record is from RefSeq and is a predicted model, not a curated record.
CAGAAGCUCCUCCCUCUUACAACACUGACCAGGAAGAGACGGACUUGUUAUUUCUCUUUUCUGCCAUACUGACUUUGUCUCGACAAAAGCAAUAAAGAAUCAGCGAUCAGUGGAGUACGAAGAGAAAAACUUUACAGAAGAAUUUGAGAAGUUUCUUCCUGAACAAGUUUGAUUCUGAUCUUUGUGAUUCUCAUGGUGAUUCAUUUUUAAAACCGUCGUUCAGAAAGUGAAAGUAAAGUUUAGAUUGCUGGAGCUCAAACAGUGGAAAUGGCUUCACUAAAUGUUUCUGCUGAAGAACUUUCUUGUCCUGUGUGCUGUGAAAUCUUCAAGACUCCUGUUCUUUUAUCCUGUAGUCACAGUUUCUGUAAAGAGUGUCUUCAACAGUUCUGGAGAACCAAGACAUCUCAGGAGUGUCCUGUCUGCAGGAGAAGAUCCUCAAAACCUCAUCCUCCAGUGAAUCUUGCAUUAAGAAACUUGUGUGAGUCGUUCCUGAAGGAGAGAAAUGAGAGGCGUUCAUCAGGGUCUGAGGAGAUCUGCAGUUUACACAGUGAGAAACUCAAGCUCUUCUGUCUGGAGGAUAAACAGCCUGUGUGUUUAGUGUGCAGAGAUUCAAAACAACAUGACAAUCAUAAAUUCAGACCCAUCAGAGAAGUGGUUUCAUCAUAUAAGGAGGAGCUCAAUACAGCACUGAAGUCCUUACAGGAGAAACUUAAACGCAAUUCAACAAUGAAAGCAGAGUUUGAGAAAACAGUUCAACACAUCAAGGCUCAAGCUGAGCACACAGAGCGUCAGAUUAAACAGCAGUUUGAGAAGCUUCAUCAGUUUCUCAGAGAUGAAGAAGAAGCUACAGUCACUGCACUGAGGGAGGAAGAGGAGCAGAAGAAGCAGAUGAUGAAGGAGAAGCUGGAGGAGAUGAACACACACAUCUCAGCUCUUUCACACACACUCAAAGACAUGGAGGAGAUGAUGAAAGCCAGUGACGUCUGCUUUCUGAAGAAGUUUCCAGUCUCAAUGGAAAGAGUCCAGAGCUCACGGCCGGAUCCACAGAUGGCUUCUGGAGCUUUGAUUCAUGUGCCACGAUACUUGGGCAACCUGCCGUUCAGAGUCUGGAAGAAGAUGCAGGACAUCGUCCAAAACACUCCUGUGAUUCUGGAUCCAAACACUGCGAAUCCAUAUCUCGUCCUGUCUGAUGAUCUGACCAGUGUGAGAAAUAGCGUGAACAGACAAACUCUUCCUGAUAAUCCAGAGAGAUUUGACUGUCGUGUGUGUGUUCUGGGUUCAGAGGGAUUUAACUCAGGAACACACUGCUGGGAUGUGGACGUUACAGAGAGUAAAUACUGGGCUCUUGGAGUAACUACAGCAUCAAACCAGAGGAAGAGAGGAGGUUUCUUCAACACUGAUGUCUGGUGUGUGGAGUAUGAUCCAGACGGACAGUAUUUUAGUUCUGGUUUUCCUGUUAAACAGAAGCUUGAUCGUGUGCGAGUGAAUCUGGACUAUAAUGGAGGAACGGUGUCGUUCUCUGAUCCUGUAACUAACACACAUCUACACACACUCACAGUCACCUUCACUGACACACUCUUUCCAUUCUUCCGGUGUUCUUCUUCCGACUCUCUGAGGAUCUUAGCGGUCAAUAGUCAGUAAACGUCUCUCCUGUAGAUCUGGAUCUUCCUGCUUUCAUCAUGUUUCCAAUAUUUACUCCAUCUCACAUGAGUAAGAGUGCUGUUGAUCUGAGUGUCAGUACGGUGGCUGUGAUUGGGCCGUGAUGAUCUUCUUCUUCUUCUUCUUGUAUUUCCGGCAGGCUAGACGCAGCUGUGGCGUAUUGUUGCCCUCCUCUGUUCUCUAAUCGCUAUUUACAACUUUAAAACUGCUUAUCUAUAUCUUUUUAUAUACUCCAAUACUUCGCAAAUACUCCAUCAAUUUUUUUAAUUUUUCCCAACUGUCCAAAUUCAAUAAAGAGCAUAAAUUAAAAACAGUUUCUCCUGUCGCUCCCAGUUCCCUGAACAAUUUCUUCCUUUGCUGAGAGUACCUCCUGCACUGCAUUAAUACAUGCACCACUGUUUCCUUUUCUCCACAUUCACACUGUCCAUCAGGAUGUUUACCAAUCAGAGCCAGCCCACCUCUCAGCCCACAAUGCCCAAACCUCAAUCUAGAUAACACUACUGCAUCUCUUCUCUGACAUCUAUAAUUACAUCUGUCUUCUCUACCAUUUUUUGUACUGAAUAAUACGCUCUCCCAUUCCUUUCACAAUCCCACGACCUUUGCCACAUUUCUUUUACUGACCUCUUUAUUAUUUCUGUGUAAUCUGGUAACCCAUGCUGCAAAUCAAGCUGAACUCUUUCCUCCUGCACUGCUUUCUUCGGCACCUCAUCUGCCUCCUCAUUACCGGAAACCACAAAACCCACCUCAUUCCCUGCUUUAUGACUUCUAUACAACACCUGCAAAAUUUCCACAAGUAAGUCAGGUCUAGCCUCAGUUUUAAUAUUUUUAAUUGUAUUUAGGGUUGCAGCUGAAUCACUACAUAUGACAGAAUACUCCCUUUUGUUAUCUUCUACCCACCUUACUGCCCAUAGAACUGCCAUCAACUCUGCAGUAAACACUGACAAAUGAUCCUAUAUCCUUUUUUAUAACCUAAUUCGGGUAUACUUUUACCAAAGGCCACUUUCCCACUAUCAGGAUCCUUUGACCCAUCAGUGUAAAUUUGUAGGUGGUCUCCCCAUAUUUGACAUUGCCGGGAUUUUAUCUCCUCCAUUACAACCUCUGGCAUCUUUCUUUUGCUUGUUUUCAAAAAAUAUAAAUCAACAUUGGGAUCUGGAAUCAACCACAAAGGUACUUCUGACCGACAUACUGGUGGACAUACAUUCAAAUUCACAAUACCAAUUUCACCUGCCAUGGAUUUGAUUGUUUCUAUAAAGUUUUUUUUUUAUUUGCAUCCAAAAUCCACAUCCCAACAUGAACAUGGUUUUAUUUGUAUGUUUGUAUGAUUCAAUCUUUAGUCAGGGUUAUAUUUCUCUUAUAACUGCCAAACUGUGAAUUGUACAGUCCUCUAGUAUUUAUUUCCUCAGUGUUUGUUUUGCUGCAGCUUCUGUCCUGUAAUGUGUUUUUCAUGCAUUUGUAUUGGAUGCUAAUCAAUGA